This is a messenger RNA of Bipolaris maydis ATCC 48331, 828 nucleotides long. Its product is annotated as integral membrane protein S linking to the trans Golgi network-domain-containing protein. Lineage: Eukaryota; Fungi; Ascomycota; Dothideomycetes; Pleosporales; Pleosporaceae. Gene Ontology annotation, cellular component: Golgi membrane; trans-Golgi network. The record is from RefSeq and is a predicted model, not a curated record. Gene Ontology annotation, biological process: Golgi to plasma membrane protein transport; protein localization to Golgi apparatus; Golgi to endosome transport.
AUGCCACGCCGACGCCGCCCCCCUCGACCCGGUGCACUCGCCGAUCUCUCGCCAAUCCGCAUUCUCUCCCAGAUUGUCCUCCUGCAACUCGCAUACUAUGCAUGCGCCGGGAUCCUUAUUCUCUUCACUGCUCUGGUAGCGGGCAAGGAGAUCAGCCUGGAUCUUCUCUUCAACUGGCAGAGCCUGAGCGGAGAUACCACGGUUGGAUGGACAUUGGGCCUGGUCUGGAUGUUGAAUAGCCUCGCCUGUGCUAUUUUCAUACUGCUUCUCAUUGCCCGCUCUAAGCUCGUCCUUGAUUUUGCCCUUACCGUGCACUUUAUUCACUUGGUUGUCACCUCCUUAUACACGCAUGCGAUACCCGCGAACCUCUUCUGGUGGGCUCUACAGAUAUGCAGCGCGACCAUCAUGACUUCCUUGGGAGUGUGGGCAUGCCAGUGGCGGGAACUGAGACCCAUCAAUUUUGGGAGCAAGACGCCCGCGCGACCGCAACCACAACCGGCGGCCGAAGAAGAGGGCGGCGAAUCUAGGGGCAGGGGCAGGGGUAGAGGGAGGGACGGCGCGGGGGAAUACGAAAUGGUUGGCAUGAACGAAGGGGAUAACAACGUCUGACCGCUCUCCAUCCUUUGCAUAAUAGGCGUUUGGGUUCGCCUGACUUGGACAUAUCGAUUGGCAUCAAAGCAACAUUUAAUAUACCCGGAGAAAGCAUAGAGCAUUAUACAUUAGCAUUUGGAUCAGACGUCAAACAAUCUGCUCAGUCAUAAUCACUGUGGCGUGUUAACGGCAUUCAAAACUUUGUAUCGCUCUGCCUCCAAGAAACCAUUCCGACGA